GUCUGUGGGGCCCUCCGAUGGAGACCAGACCAAAUGGUGGUGCCCUGGGUGGUAACGAUGCAUCCACCUUAUCGCGGUGGACCUUCGAGAUUUCGCGGCGGUACCGGCACAUCCUGUACAAGACGGUCCCACACAUUGUGAGCCGCUGGAUCGGAUGCCUGGCUUUGAUGAUGCUCUACGCCGUACGCGUGUACUUGGUGCAGGGCUUCUACAUCAUCACCUACGGCCUCGGCAUCUACUUGCUGAAUCUGCUGAUGGGAUUCCUUUCCCCUCAGGUGGACCCCGAGUUGCAGGACGGCCCUUCCCUCCCCACCCGUGGAUCCGAUGAGUUUCGCCCUUUCGUUCGCCGACUCCCAGAGUUCAAAUUCUGGUACUCUAUUAUGAUGGCUUUUAGCAUUGCUUUUGUGAUGACAUUCUUCACUGUGUUUGAUGUGCCUGUGUUUUGGCCAAUACUCCUUUUCUACUGGUUUACCUUAUUCAUCCUAUCCAUGAAGAGACAGAUUUUACACAUGAUCAAAUACAAAUACGUUCCUUUCUCCUUCGGGAAACAGCGAUAUGAUGGCAAGAAGGCGUCUUUAAAAGAAAGCACCAACCUUCCUAUGCAUUAAAUUCAACAGCUUUUUACUGAAUUAGCUUU
Hibiscus syriacus is the source of this 637-nucleotide messenger RNA. RefSeq names its product protein RER1A-like. Bases 18 to 608 code for a protein of 196 amino acids. The transcript has 4 exons. Gene Ontology annotation, biological process: retrograde vesicle-mediated transport, Golgi to endoplasmic reticulum; protein retention in ER lumen. Gene Ontology annotation, cellular component: Golgi membrane. The record is from RefSeq and is a predicted model, not a curated record. NCBI's taxonomy places the organism in Eukaryota, Viridiplantae, Streptophyta, Magnoliopsida, Malvales, Malvaceae.